This is a messenger RNA of Brassica oleracea var. oleracea, 677 nucleotides long. RefSeq lists its product as uncharacterized. Bases 167 to 457 code for a protein of 96 amino acids. Lineage: Eukaryota; Viridiplantae; Streptophyta; Magnoliopsida; Brassicales; Brassicaceae. The record is from RefSeq and is a predicted model, not a curated record. The transcript has 2 exons.
GAAAAGCCUUGUUUGAAAACAACUGGGCCGAGGCCCAAGACAAAUUAUCGCUUGCAGGUACAUCGUAACAUCAAAAAAGUCCUUUCGAACAGAUUCGCCUUUAAACUUUCGUCGUCGUCGUCGUCGUCGUCUAUCUUUUAUCUGUUUUCUCGAUUAAACUCUGAUCAUGGCGUUGAAUACCGGAAUCAGAUCUGUCUCAAAGAUCGUAGCUUCAUCCGAAUCAUCAAUCUCCAGAUCUGUGAGCAGGAGCUUCCACUCGACUGGAGCUAAGAAGAUGAGCGGAGGACAUGGCCAUGAUGAGCCGUACUACCUCCACGCCAAGCACAUGUACAAUUUGGACCGCAUGAAGUACCAAGGUCUCAAGAUGUCUCUCGGUGUCUUCACCGCUUUCAGCAUCGGUGUUGGUGUUCCCAUCUUUGCUGUUGUCUUCCAGCAGAGGAAGACCGCCUCUGGUUAGAGUCUCGCUCUCUCUCAUGGCUCUGCUCUUGUUCCUCACCUUGAAUAAUUUAUAUGAUUUCUCAAAACUUUUGCUUGUGCAAGAGAGAGUUUCUUGCUUCAUUUUGGAUCUAAUAUACAAGUCUUACCGUUACGGUAAAGUAUAUUUGUUUCUGUUUCUUCAUCAUUUGUUGGCUGUUUGACGCUGGAAUAAUGAAAAUCUGAUAUUGAUAUUUUUUUAA